Messenger RNA from Galeopterus variegatus (Sunda flying lemur), 1533 nucleotides. It is a transcript of the gene KDM4D, whose product is annotated as lysine (K)-specific demethylase 4D. Gene Ontology annotation, molecular function: histone H3K9 demethylase activity. NCBI's taxonomy places the organism in Eukaryota, Metazoa, Chordata, Mammalia, Dermoptera, Cynocephalidae. The record is from RefSeq and is a predicted model, not a curated record. Gene Ontology annotation, cellular component: nucleus. Gene Ontology annotation, biological process: chromatin remodeling.
AUGAAGUCUCAAAAUUCAAAUUGUAGCAUAAUGAUAUUUCGUCCAACCAAAGAAGAACUUAAUAAUUUUGAUAAAUAUAUUGCUUACAUGGAAUCCCAGGGUGCACACCGAGCUGGCCUAGCCAAGGUAAUUCCACCCAAGGAAUGGAAAGCCAGACAGAACUAUGAUGGUAUCAAUGACAUCUUAAUAGCCACUCCUCUCCAGCAGGUGGUCUCUGGGCGGGCAGGUGUGUUCACUCAAUACCAUAAAAAGAAGAAAGCCAUGACUGUGGGGGACUAUCGCCACUUGGCAAACAGUGAAAAAUAUCAGACUCCACCACACUUGAAUUUUGAAGAUUUGGAGCGAAAAUUGAAGAACCGCCUCUACAUCCCACCAAUUUAUGGUGCUGACAUCAGCGGCUCCUUAUUUGAUGAAAACACCAAACAAUGGAACCUUGGUCACCUGGGAACCAUUCAGGACCUGCUGGAGCAGGAAUGUGGAGUUGUCAUUGAAGGCGUCAACACACCCUACCUGUACUUUGGCAUGUGGAAGGCUACCUUUGCUUGGCACACGGAGGACAUGGACCUUUACAGCAUCAACUACCUGCACUUUGGGGAGCCCAAAACGUGGUACGCGGUGCCCCCAGAACACGGCCAGAGGCUGGAACGCCUGGCCAGGGAGCUUUUCCUGAGGACUUCCCGAGGCUGUGAGGCCUUCCUGCGGCACAAGGUGGCUCUCAUCUCGCCCACUGUCCUCAAGAAGAACGGCAUUCCCUGCAAUCGCAUGACUCAGGAGGCUGGAGAGUUCAUGGUGACGUUUCCCUAUGGCUACCACGCUGGCUUCAACCACGGCUUCAACUGCGCGGAAGCCAUCAACUUCGCCACCCCGCGAUGGGUGGAUUAUGGCAAAGUGGCGUCUCAGUGCAGCUGCGGGGAGGCCAGGGUGAGCUUCUCCAUGGACGCCUUCGUGCGCAUCCUGCAACCCGAGCGCUACGAGCUGUGGAAACGCGGGCAGGACCGGCCGGUCGUGGAUCACGCGGGGCCCGGGGCGCCGGCCAGCCCGGAGCUGACCGCCUGGAGGGAGGACUCAGCUCCUGGGAAAACUGCUCCGGGCCUGAGGCACCUCCCCUCCCGCCAGGCCUGGCACUCCAAUCGGCCUGGCGGUGGGAUGCGCCGCCGCGCCCUCGAGCGCCGUGCGCUGCGGCGCCCAUUGGCCUGCGGCGCUUCUGCGCUCCCGGGGGACACAGUUCCCUGCUGCUCUGCGAAGCCGGAGCCAGAGCCGGAUCCGUCCGCCCACAUUCCCUGCCGGUCAACUGGCAGACAUGGUCGUGGUCGUGGUCGUCGUCGUCGUGCUCAGGAACUGGACGCCGAGGAGCGGACCUUCCAGGCUCCAGCCAAAAGACAUCUCUCCAUGGGCACAGCGCCCACAUCUCCAGGCCCUGAUCCUCAGCCCCUGCCUGUGGAUGGAGCUUUGACGGACAUGUCUGAACUUCUGGGUCUUGGGCCCCAGCAUCCUGCCAAGGCUUCUGGGUGCUUCUGGGCCUCUGUCCCCUAA